AUGAUAGGGGCCAUGGGCGAAAGCAUCAGCGGGAAUUCUAUUGACAGCGAUCCUUCAGAUGGGAUGCACAAAGUCAUAUAUGAUACCGAUGACAACGGAAUCCCAGAUCACGAGGCCUGGGCAGACGAUGACACCAACGAGCAGAUUGAUCAGAAGAAUCGCACCGUGCCCCAUCAGCUCUCUCUGUUCAUCACCCAACCGCGUUCUCCACCGCGGCGUCCUCGCGAGCCACAUCCCCCUCCUAUCCCAAACACAUACUCUGACGUGCACCGCACUAUUUCGCCGAGCCACAGUCGAGCCACCUCUCCCGUUCCAAAAUCCAAACGUCGCCCGUCCAUCUCGCGACACCAUACCACCAACACGUCCUUUUCUCCGCCCCAAAUGGACGGACUCAUGUCCCGUGUCUUGGCGGAAGAGAAGAAUCAAUACAUUAGUCAUAUGCGGACUCAAGUCAACGAACUUGCGACCGAGUUGAAGGUCCGGACCGAGGCUCUUGAACAGGCGUAUGAGCGCGUUGAGAGUGCCGAUCGACGUACGGUCGAGACUCAUAAAAAGUACUUGGCCGAAGCGAGCGCACGGUCGCAAGCGGAGGCAGAGUGUAGGAGGGCUCAGGAUGAGAACAAGAAGACGCAAAUGCUGGUCGAAAUGUUAAGGGCCGAGCUGAGUCGGGUGAAGAAGGAUGUGGAGACGUUGGAAGCGGCCAAGGCAGAAGCAGAGGGUGCGGCUGGAAGAGCAAGGGCGGUGGCGAAAGAGUUGAAGCAGAGUAUGAAAGCUGAGCGGGCGCGGGAAAGUGGGAUGUCUGAGGGAUGGGUGCCAGAGGACCGUGCUAGGGAGAAAGAAAUGAGAGACGCCAUUGCCGCUGCUGCGAAGGACGCGUACGAGAGAGGGAAGGCCGAAGGAGAGGCUAGUGCUACUAUGAAGGCGCUCGCAGCAUUUGACAAACUCAUGGAAAAUGAUGACUUGGCCGAAUGGGACGACAGUGCCAAGAAGUCUACACGGGAUGAAAUCAAGGGUGUAUCGAGGAAGCCCAGUGCAGAGAGGGCCAAAUCACCCCAGCCGAUUCCACCCAAAAGAAGCUGGAGUAUCAGGAGGGGUAGCAGUUCAAACGCGAACUGA
Molecule: messenger RNA, 1116 nt
Organism: Rhizoctonia solani
Lineage: Eukaryota; Fungi; Basidiomycota; Agaricomycetes; Cantharellales; Ceratobasidiaceae
Exons: 2
Coding region: 1-1116 (371 amino acids)
Source: RefSeq, a predicted model, not a curated record